Messenger RNA from Magallana angulata, 867 nucleotides. RefSeq names its product complement C1q subcomponent subunit B-like. The transcript is spliced from 3 exons. The record is from RefSeq and is a predicted model, not a curated record. Bases 23 to 676 code for a protein of 217 amino acids. NCBI's taxonomy places the organism in Eukaryota, Metazoa, Mollusca, Bivalvia, Ostreida, Ostreidae. Gene Ontology annotation, molecular function: protein binding.
AUUUGUAUCGAAUAACCAGAGGAUGAAAACGAGAAUUUUUGUUUGCUUUGCUGUAAUACAUGUAUGUUCUUUUGGAAACGCCAUAUUUGUUAAAGAAGCACUUCUAAGACACAUAUUGGAUAAAUUGGCAACAUUAAAAAAUGCUGUUCUUGAACAACAGCCGUAUGAGCACCAGAAUGACUCAGAACGUGAAAGCAGUAGAGAAAAGACUGAAAUAUUUUUACCAGAAGCACACAUACCCUCCAGAGGAAGGAGAGAUAUUUUAAAUUUUAAACGCUUACUUACUCCUGUACAAAAGAUCGGAUUUACAGCAGUACGACAUAGCAAUUCAGCUGUUCAUGGAAAUGAAAUUAUUGUUUUCGGAACCUCUAUAACGAAUGAGGGAUCUGCGUACAACCCAACGUCCGGAAUCUUUACGGCGCCAGUCAACGGAAUGUACGUAUUUUUUUAUGAUCUCGAGUGCAUGAAAAUAAACGGCGAUACCUACGUUAAACUGAUGAAAAAUGCUGCAAACACGGGAAUUGAAUCAUACUGUCACGGACUUGGUGAUAUCGACAACUCCUCAACUCUAGGGGUUCUGUAUCUCGAAGCUGGAGACAUGGUCUCAAUAAGACUGAGUAAUUCGGACAGCAAAGUUUUUGGAUACAAAACAAUAUUUUCUGGAUUCUUAAUUUAAAGCUCAUGCAAUGUCAUUACAAGUGAAUGUAGUAAGAACAUAUUUUUGAAAAUGUAAAUUACGUGGGGUUUUUUCUUUUGUACAUCAUUAUAUAACGAUGCACACCUUAGUUAUCGCUUGCUAAUCCUAAUGUAAAUGUCUUAAUUUAAGGUAUAUGCUUUAAUGAUUUUCGAAAUAAUCAAUACAUUUAA